AUGCAUCUUGAAUGUUGUGGUCAAAGCGUUAUACCAUUUUAUGGAAUAACAAAAGUACCCGAAAAAAAUAAAUACGCUAUGGUGAUGAGACGUGCAAAAUAUGGAGAUUUGAGGAAAUAUAUUAAAAAUUCCCCAGAAUUAACUUGGGCCGACAGAAUAGAAAUUCUUAUAAAUAUUUCAAAAGAAUUUGAUAUAAUUCAAAGAGUUUUACCUUAUAUCGCUCCUGAAGUACUAAAGACAGAACCAUACACUAAGCAAUCUGAAAUCGGGAUCAUGACAAAUCUUGCAAUAGCAGUUUGUCGUGGAUUGAGACCAACUAUUACUGGAGAAACACCAAAAUUUUAUGCUGAAUUUAUGAAACAAUGUUGGGAUCCUGAUCCAUCAAAAAGACCUAAUGCUUCACGCUUACCAGAAUUAUUUGAAGAAAUGAUAAUUUCACCGAUAACUAGAAAUAUAGAACACAAUACUAAUACCAAAACCGAAACAAGAAUAUUUAAUUAUACUGCUAGUAUUGAUCCAAUUGAUUUUUAUGAAAAAGAAAAAGCAUCUGUAAUAAAUGAUGAUUUUAUUGAUGUAAAACCAUUGCCUCAGUCUAAUAUCCCAAUAGAUUCCACCGAACCAGUAUAUAAAAUGCAAAGAUGUGAAACUAUAACAUAUUUGUUAUACUAAUAUUAUUCAUAGAAUAUGAAUCUGAAACCAAAACACUUGAAUAUGCUACUAAUAUAGCUUCAAUUGAUUUUUCUAAUAUUGAUGAAACAAUUGAUUUAGACUCUAAAGAAUUUUCAGCUGUUCCUACUGUUCCUGAAGGACAUCUGGAAGAAAAAGCUAAAUCCACAACCGAAAAUGUAUCUCAAACAACACAAUAUACAGCCGAGACUGUAUCUUCUACACUUGUCAAUCUUAAAUCAAAAAUCACUCCUGAAACAACCAAAAAGAUCGUAGAAAA
This is a messenger RNA of Rhizophagus irregularis DAOM 181602=DAOM 197198, 946 nucleotides long. NCBI's taxonomy places the organism in Eukaryota, Fungi, Glomeromycota, Glomeromycetes, Glomerales, Glomeraceae. The record is from RefSeq and is a predicted model, not a curated record.